UGUAAAACCCAACACCUACCAAUGGACCUGUCGUCUCACCUUGAUUGAAAAACAAAACAUACGCACAGCGAAGACGUCACCAAUGAAGUUCAUGCCGAUGAUAUUGCAGGACUCUACUGGAACCAAAGUCCAGGCCACUGCAUUCCAGGGUGAUAUAGAAGGGAUUGAUCAACGUCUUUCCGUGUACUCCACGUACCUCAUCUCGAACGCUUAUGUGAAACCUGUGACUCAAAUGCGCUACUGCAUUGACGUUAACUACCCUUAUGUAUGGUCAUUCAAUCGGCGAACCCUGAUACAAGAUGUCGAUGCGCCAGAAGGGGUUGAUUUUCGUGAGAUUGCUGAAUCAGAAACUGCAGCAUUCCGCGAUAUCUUUGACAGUUAUCAACAUGCCACACGUAUCAAUAUCUUGGGUGCAAUUGUAAAGAAAUUACCCCGCACCUUUAUUGUUUCCGAUGGGAAACAGCGGACUGCUUGGGAUGUUGUUGUUAUAAACGAAGAGUGCAUCCCUCUCCCAUUUACUAUGUGGGAGGAAUUUGUCAGCAAGCAUGGUGGUGAAAUCGAAAAGCUUCUGAACUCGGGUGGUUACCCCCUUGUCCUCAUCAACAGGGUUGCGAUCAACCUAUUCCAAGGUCUAGCGUUGUCUACUAGAUAUGACUGCCACAUGGAACUCAACCCUGACGGCGCUCGUGCUCUGUCAUUAAAAAAAUGGGUGGAUGGGAAUGCAAUCAAGAUUGCCACAUUGGUGCAGGAUAAAGCGUACAAUGAUGCACUUUCAAUCAUUUCAAAGCCUCUUGCGCAACCACGAAGCACCCUUUCAGGCUUAGAAACUGGAUUACUUGAGGUUAUUGUUGUAUGGGUAUUAGGAAAGUUUAGUUUGGUUGAUACCUCCCAAGAGUUCUUCUACAUUGGUUGUAACUACUGCAAUCGCAGAGUCUACGGUCCUGAAGGCAUAACUUUCCAAUGUCUGUUCUGUGGGCAAAAGCUCGGCACAACUACGAAGCGGUAACUCCCACAGUAACACCACACAGUAUGGUUUCCUUGCAUUCUAUUACUAAUAUCUUAAAUAAUAUUCAGAUUCAGGCUUGAUGCUUACCUCACUGAUAGCACCGCUUCCAUUGCCGUCACACUUUUCACC
Messenger RNA from Cuscuta epithymum, 1135 nucleotides. Lineage: Eukaryota; Viridiplantae; Streptophyta; Magnoliopsida; Solanales; Convolvulaceae. The record is from the annotation of a GenBank genome assembly.